CCACACGUGCGCACGCGCACCGGUCCUCAGUGAAAGUUGCGCGCAUGUUCUACGUUUUCGUGUGCCAACAUCUUCGUCUAGUUAUUGUUUGUUGGUUGCGCCAGUGCAGCGGGGAAAGGAGGUCGAAACUUGUCCGCAACUCGUAAGAACACCGUGUUUUGCGAUCCCGGACCGUAACGUUAUCUUAUUUGGUGGUAAAUUACUGCAGUUUUAUAUGGAACGUUAUCUUGAAAAUGGUGGAGUAGCAACCGACAUGCAGUUUAAAUAAGACUAUUUGAAAACUUUUGAAGUGCACCGAUAUCUAGCAUGAUGAGUGGAAGUGAGCCCACGCUAACAGAGCCACCAGUGCCGCUGGCGCUGGCUCGACUGCAGGGCCGGCCGGGGCGCGCGCCGCGCGGGCUCCGCUCGCACCGCCCCAGCCUGCCGCUUGCCAGCCUGCAAGAGUCCAUCGACGAGACUCCGCGGCGCUUUAGCGACGAACCGUUCACGCCCGAUACUGAUGACGACGAAGCCUUUUCGGAUAUGAUACUUGCUGAUACUCCGAGAACGGCGGCUAACGGUCGGCGAGCGUCAGACGCAGCUUUCGCUGAACGAUACAGACAGCUGAGCGAUUUCGACGGCCCUCCGCCUGAUCCCCCCCGUCGGGCUUCCUUGUCAGUAUCCGUGGGGGCAGAGGGGUUCAGUGACAAAGGUCGCCGUCGAUCCUGGGCGGCACGCCUGCAACUUGAGCGUAAGAAAAGACGAAAAUCAGGAGGAGGGAACGACACUGACGAGGAAAGUGACACCCCUGUAUACAUAAGGCAAAAAAGGCCAUCUUGGUGGAAUGUAUUCGUACCUGAUAACAUCAAAAACAGGUCUAGGCGGGCGUCGCAGCAGCUGUCGCGGAGCGCGGAGAGUAUCGACCAGUCCUUCAAGAGGUCAAAAAGUCGGUCAGUGGACCAUGGGUUCGCGGCCGCGUUCGAGCUGGACUCCCUUCGCUCCAAGGUGGAAGACAGGUUCAACGCUGUCCACAGAGAUGAGGAUGAACACGCCAAACGAUUACCACCUCCGCCGCCGAUUAAGACGAUUACUUACACGGUCCGCGACCGUGACACUCUAAGAGGUAAUGUAUUGCGAAUUCUGUUAAGUCUGGCGGCGCGCUUCGACACAACGCCCUCGGAGCUGACCAAGCUGAACAGGCUCGCCACACAGUUCAUCUUCCCCGGACAGCGGCUCCUCGUACCGGACAAGAAGAAAGGUGGAGAUAAGGACUCCGAUGGUCCCUCGGAGAGCGGGGACAACACGUCGGAGUCGACAGUGGGCCCGCCGAGCGAACCCGCACAAGAAAAAGAGAUCCUGGACAGCCUGCGGCCCGUUUCGCCGGAGGCGCCCGCCAGCAGCAGCGCCCCGCAGCGCUUCCUCAAGAUCAACGUGCGCCACAUCACUGAUGGACAGGGCGUGGUGUCCGGCGUGCUGCUGGUGACGCCGAACGCGGUGAUGUUCGACCCGAACGUGUCCGACACGCUGGUGAUGGAGCACGGGCCCGAGUCGUACGGCGUCAUCGCGCCCAUGGAGUACGUCGUCAACGCCGCCAUCUUCUACGACAUCGCACACAUGCGCACGCACGGACCCGACCAAAACACUAACAAGGCAGAGACGGCUGAAAUUUACUACAUGAAUAAAGCGGAACAUUCGCCAGGAAAGGAUUCUCUGCUAGUCAAGGACGAGACGUUCCCAGAGCUGCAGGCAGCCAACGGCGAGGGCGAGGGCGGCGCGGGCGACGAGCGGCCCGGCUCCGGCGACCCCGAGGACCGCGGCGGCGCCGCCUUCCCCAAGGCCUUCGAGCGCGAGCUCGUCACGCCCACCGCGCUUCAGCAAUCGACUGAAGAGAGGCGGAAGUCUCUUUUGGAUCAUCACUGGGCUAUCCCAAGCAAAGACAGGAUGUCUAUUGACCAAGGAAGCGAGAGCGACGACGUGUUCCAGGUGUCGUCGAGCGCCGACCAGAAGGAGGAGGGGGCGGAGGGCGCGGAGGGGGGCUCGGCGGCCGGCGCGGAGGCGGACGAGGCGGCGGACGACGCGGGCCCGCAGCCCGCCGACGCGCUGCACCUCGUCAAGCUCUCCUACCACGACUCGGGCAUCGACAUCCGCGACCCGCUGCUGCACGUCACGCCCGCCAAGUCCAAGAAGGUGCGCCACACCCACGAUCCAUAUCACGAUGAGUAUUAUCACGAAAUAGAGACUAUAUACGAGUCGGCGGACGAGCACGAGCACCCGCUGUGCGACGUGCGCUACGAGGCCAAGUUCCUGUCGUGCUUCGCGGUGCACCACGACUCUGACACGACGCCUUACGACUCGCACGACGAGGUAUACAGCGACGCGGACAUAGUCCUCUCAGCGGACUGGGUGCCGCCGGUGUGCCUGCCGCGCAGCGAGCCGCCGCUGUCGGCGCCGCCGCUCGGCGAGGCGGAGCGCGCGCCGCGCAAGCCCGCCGCCGUCUCCUUCUCGCUCGACGGCAACAACCAGAAGGAGGACGCCAACAAGCCUGACAAGAAGAACAAGAUGCUGAAGCGGCUCUCAUACCCGCUGUCGUGGGUGGAGGGGCUGACGGGCGAGGGCGGCGCGCCGGGCACCGGCGACUCGCUGUCCGCCGCCGACACGCACACCACCAGCGUCUUCUCCAAAGUGUUCAACAGACGCAGCUCGCUGGGCGGGUUCGGGCGCGCGGCGCCGAAGCCGGCCGGCGUGCAGCCGCGACUGGACUACCGCAGCAUGGUCUCGGUUGACGACAUGCCCGAUCUCUUCGCUUCUUUUGACAAAUUAAUCCCGCGACCGGCGCGGCCAAGCGACGACCCGCCGCUGUACCUACGCCUCCGCAUGGGCAAGCCGGCGGGGCGCCCGCUGCCGCGCACCACGCCGCUCAUGUCCUACGGCCGCAAGCGAAUGAAGCCCGAGUACUGGUUCGGCGUGCCCAGAAAUAGGGUGGACGACUUGUUCAAGUUCCUGACACACUGGGUGCCGGACCGGUAUGGGCCACUGGGCGACGUGACCGCACAAGGCUUCGAGCUCAUCGACUCGGACACCGAGUGGGACGAUGACGACCACAAGCCACACAAGGGCGAGCGCACCGGCAGCUCGGGCGACGUGUCCGACAUAACCCGCGAGUCCUGGGAGCUGCUGAAGGCGCCGUACGUGAAAAUAUAUUCGAUAAUGAAGAGCCAGGCGGAGGCGCUGGGCGACUCGCUCGGCGAGGAGCCGCGGCCCGAGGUGCUGUCGAUGAGCGAUGAGCUGCGACGCGCGCUGUACUCCACGGGCUCCUCCGUCGACAUGGAGUUCUCCCCGCCCGACCUCAUCGGCACCUCCGAGAUCUUCACCAUGGAACACAGAGAGAAGCUGUGCAGCGUGCUGCCGGCGCGCGCGCAGGGCUACAUGUGGUCGCUGGCCUUCAGCACGAGCCAGCACGGGUUCUCGCUCGCCUCCAUGUACCGCAAGAUGCAGCGCGUCGACAGCCCCGUGCUGCUCGUCAUACAGGAUACACAGAACAAUGUGUUCGGUGCGCUGACAUCGUGCGCGCUGCACCCGUCCGAGCACUUCUACGGCACGGGCGAGUCGCUGCUGUUCUCGUUCCAGCGCGUGGAGGAGCGGCGCGGGUCCACCGACGAGCCGCGCUCGCCGCCCGCGCCCGCGCCCGCCGCCCCCGCCGUCGCCCUCCCGCCCGACGUCACCGUCGACGCCGACGAAAAACAAGAUCAAACGCCACCGGUGAAAACUAAAUUCAAAUAUUGGGGUUGGACAGGCGACAACAUGUAUUUUAUUCGCGGUAGCAACGACAACAUUUCCAUUGGCGCCGGCGACGGCAAAUUCGGACUGUGGCUGGACGGAGACCUGUACCUGGGGCGCACGCAGCGCUGCACCACGUACGGCAACGAGCCGCUGACGACGCGCGAGGACUUCAUAGUCAAGAUCAUGGAGUGCUGGACCUUCAUCUGAGCGGCCGCGCCGCCGCCGCCGCCGCCGCCGCCGCGCCUCCGUCGCCGCCACGCCGCUCCUCCCUCAUACUUCACCACAUAAGCUUUAGACUAUCUUAUGAAAUUUGCUAUAAAGAUUUGACAUUUUUACAAGUCAGUCUUUUCGACUGUAGUACCGAUGAGUCUGAGAACGAUUUUGUACUCGCAUCGUGACUCGAUUGGCGUAGAAUGACAUCGAUAGGCCGCAACGAAGACAAUAUAUCGAAACUUCUAAGCGCAUUUCUAGUCAAAUGUACUAAAGUAAACCUGACCAAUGUUUUGAUUCUCUUCGAAUUUAGUGGCGUGUUCUGAUGGAGCGUCGACCCGGAGCCGGGCGCGGGCGACCUCUCGCGAGUAGAGCAAGUGCAUUAAUCCUAGUCAAUUGUCACUCGUAUCUAAGCUGACGGUUUGUAGAAGAUGGCAGGGCUGCUAGCGCGAGCUCUGGGGUAGACGACUGUUCGCAGCGCGCGGCCGGCCCGCCGGCGCCGGCCGCGCCGUCACCAGCCCAAUACUGAUUACGUGUCAAUUCAUACAAUUACUAUUGUGCAUUGUUAUUAAGAAAAUAUUUAAAAAAACGUAUUUGUUACGAUAAAAUCAAUGUAUAAUGUUAUGUAGCAAGUUUAUAACUAAGGAACAGCCGUUUUAGAAGAGGUGUUACGGGAAUUAUCAAAGGGCUUGCUGGUAGCAUACAGCGACGGUAUAAAAUUUAGAGAUGACUGGACUGACGGAUGAUUCUGAUAUAAGUAGUUUAUACUGUUGCGCACAGGCUACUUCAAUUAACAAGCGUUGCUCUUGAAGCGGGCACUGCCUAUACAGUGCAUUUUUGGCUACAUCUUUGCAGUGAAUUGGAAAAUUCACUCGUGAUUGAUCCAGCUCAUUGAGAUCGAUAAAUAUCAUCGAUUCUCGGUGGAUCUGUACUGAAACAAUUUUGUUCAUAAAAAUAUAUAUACACAUAUACUUUUUAAAUGUAACUUUGAGCAAAUAAUGAUCGCUCCUGUGAUUAGCCCCUGCUCUUGAGCGUAAAUAUUUACUAGUUAUUUCUCAAACAGACCUCCUUCUCAGAAUAAAUAACUAGAUAUAUUAUCCACAUCCCUAAAUUUCAUUAAAAAAAUAUCUGCUUCAUAAUAUGUGUAUAUUAUAAUGGCUAUAUCAAUAGUUUUUAGUGAGUUAUCAGCCUGGAAUAAAUCCGUCAAAAGGUGAAUCUAACGGCUCCGUUAAUCAACAGCCGUUUAUAUUACAAUCCACAAGCCAGCUUACUGCACAUUCUCAAUUCCACUAUUCUUUGGGACCAGUCCAGUCGCGAAAAAUACUUCAUUUUUACCGUCGAAUGCCAUUGUAAUACAAGUCUGAGAGUCGGGGCCGUGACGUCCCCUGCCUCCUGCUCCUGAGAGAGAGGAAUGUAAAACAUUAGGAAAUAUUUAACACUGGUAAAAAUUAAGAAUGUGCAGUUCAGUAUCGGUAUACUUCAAGAGUCUGGAACAAUAUAACAUAUCUGAAUGUCUAUUACAUAUGCCUUUAUAAGUAAUAACUGUAGCACCUUUCCCCUUUUUUAUUAUUUUAACAAAGAUUUCGUGACCAUGGUUUUAUGCUUAAUUUUUCAUCAUUACGAGUCAUAAUAAUCGUUAUAUUAGUGAGCAUUACUGUUCUGUGAUUUUAUUACUCUGGUUUGUUGUCACUGUAGUAACGGUGAACAGCUAAGUAAGUUUAUUUGAAGAACAGUUAUCAAGCUUGUUCCAUUGAUUAUAUAAUAUUUUGACUUAGGCUAGAAGUAAAAUUUGUUAUAUCAGAGUGUAAACAAUUAUUUUUGUCAUGUAACGCUUCAGUACAGAAAUGAGUAGCCGAUAUUUAAUAUUAAAUUAGAAAAAAAAUAGUUAUAUUAGAAGGCUUGAUGAAUAUAAUCGUCAUUGUGCUUAGUAAUCGUGUCACUUAGCAUGAUGUUACUCAGAUUUAUCUGGUCGUAGAGCAUUACUUUUGUGGAGCGAGAGCGCUUCGAGCGCCGCCCACGCCGCGCCGACGCGUCGGCGUCGGGCCGCCGCUUAUAUACUCGUACGCUUUUCAUGUAUAUUACAGACUAUUCCUUUUUGAGAUUAUUGGAGUUAUAUUGUGCGAGAAGCCACGCAAAAUAAUAUUAUUGUGAUUACCUAUGUUAUAGUAGUAAACAUAUUGUGGAGGAAUAUUUUGAACAAUGUGCGGGCAUAAUGAAAUAUUUUAGUCCUAUCAGAAGCAAUAAUAUCGGAUAAAUGCAAUAUUGAAUAUUUAAUAAACCGGGCGCUGCCGUCGCACUGCCCGUGCACCGCGCAGUCUUCAUAUACAGAGAGAGCACAUUGUUUGGGGGUGUCUGCAUAAGUUAUUAUUGUUACAAAUUUAUAAAUAAUUAGACUUGUUGAGUAGCUGUGACAAAUUAAAUAUAUUUAUUUAUUCACUUUUGAGUUUCACUAUAAGAUUAUUGUAGUUGCAUAAUUUUUGUGAUGAUUAUGUUAUUUAUAAGUUGUUAAAAUGUAAAGCAAAGCCAUAAUAAUUGAGAGUAUAUUAUUUUGAGAAAAA
This is a messenger RNA of Leguminivora glycinivorella, 6527 nucleotides long. It is a transcript of the gene mtd, whose product is annotated as TLD domain-containing protein 2. Gene Ontology annotation, biological process: response to oxidative stress. Bases 307 to 3966 code for a protein of 1219 amino acids. Lineage: Eukaryota; Metazoa; Arthropoda; Insecta; Lepidoptera; Tortricidae. The record is from RefSeq and is a predicted model, not a curated record. Gene Ontology annotation, cellular component: nucleus. The transcript is spliced from 26 exons.